AUGAUUGACCCAAGUUCUUCUGAAGAAGAAGGAGAUGAAGAACAAGGAAACCAUCAUCAAACCCAUGAACCCAUACGAUCUCACAGUCAUGUAAAACAAAUCCACAGCCACCCAACCCCAAGCCAACUUCAUACCAAUGGUGCUUCUAAUUUGGAGGUGCCUGGUAGUACUAGUUUGCCUAGAUCUGUUUCUCCAGUAAGUGCUGUUUCAUCAGAAACUUUAAGUGUUAGGGCUAAUUCUCUCCCAAGACCAGCUAGUCCAAGUCCUUCAAUUGUCAGUGAAAAAAAUGAAGUUGAUCUUCAGGAUAAACAGGAGCGGCAGGAAGAAGAAAGAAAGCGCCGUAUUCAGCUUUACGUUUUCAUAUCUCGGUGUAUAGCCUAUCCUUUUAAUGCCAAGCAGCCGACUGAUAUGACUCGACGUCAAAUGAAAAUCACGAGGCAACAACUGGAAACGAUUCAAGGAAGAUUUCAAGCGUUUUUAAAAGGUGAUACACAAAUAAUGGCCGAUGAAGCUUUUCAAAAUGCCGUUCAAAGUUACUAUGAUAUUUUUUUAAAAUCUGAAAGAGUAGCCAAAAUGGUUAUGUCAGGUGCCUGUUCACAGCAUGAUUUCCGUGAAGUUUUUCGAAAUAAUAUAGAAAAAAGAGUGAGGUCACUUCCAGAAAUAGAUGGUUUAAUUGGAGAUGAUGAUUCAAAGAGGCCAUCAAGAAUGCAACAGCAAUCACUCAACAGUGAAUUAAUUUUGUCAAAAGAACAACUUUACGAUAUGUUUCAGCAAAUAUUAGGAGUGAAAAAAUUCGAACAUCAAUUAUUGUUUAAUGCAUUACAAUUGGAUUCGGCUGACGAACAAGCUGCUGCCAUUCGUCGUGAAUUAGAUGGUCGAAUGCAAAAAGUUUCAGAAAUGGAAAAAAAUCGAAAAUUAAUGCCUAAAUUUGUUUUGAAAGAAAUGGAAUCUUUGUACAUUGAAGAAGUAAAAUCAUCCAUUAAUUUAUUAAUGGCUAAUUUGGAAUCUCUUCCCGUUUCAAAAGGAUCACUUGAUUCAAAAUAUGGAUUACCGAAACUCAAAAAAUAUAAUCACAGAUCGCAGGGUUCAUUGGCCAAAUUAGAAGGUGAUGUCGCCGACACUGACACUCAACUUACCAAAAUGGAUGUCGUACUUACUUUUCAACUCGAAGUUGUGGUGAUGGAAGUUAAAGGUCUUAAGUCGUUGGCGCCUAAUAGAAUAGUUUAUUGUACAAUGGAAGUUGAAGGUGGUGAAAAACUUCAAACGGAUCAGGCUGAAGCCUCAAAACCUAUGUGGGAUACUCAAGGAGAUUUUACAACCACUCAUCCAUUGCCAGCGGUAAAAGUUAAAUUGUACACCGAAAAUGUAGCCAUGUUAGCCAUAGAAGAUAAAGAGUUAGGAAAGGUGACGUUAAAACCCACUCCGUUAUCUUCUAAAGUACCAGAAUGGCAUAAGAUGACCGUCCCGAAAAAUUUACCAGAUCAAGAUCUUCGUAUAAAAAUUGCCUGCCGAAUGGAUAAGCCUUUAAAUAUGAAACAUUGUGGUUAUUUGUAUGCAUUGGGAAAAUCCGUGUGGAAAAAAUGGAAAAAACGUUAUUACGUUUUAGUUCAAGUAUCACAAUAUACUUUUGCCAUGUGUAGUUACAAGGAAAAAAAAUCAGAGCCUUCUGAAAUGAUGCAACUUGAUGGUUAUACAGUUGAUUAUAUCGAAGCCGGAAGUGAUUUGGAAGGAGGAAGAUUUUUCUUUAAUGCCGUGAGAGAAGGCGAUAGUAUUUUAUUUGCUUGCGACGAUGAAAAUGAAUGUCAUUUAUGGGUUAUGGCAAUGUAUCGUGCAACUGGACAAAGCCAUAAACCGACACCUCCGAUCACAACAACAGCUAUUACUAUAUCUAAAAUUCAAGGAGAUGCAGACAGAGCUCGUAAACACGGAAUGGAAGAAUUUAUUUCUGCCGAUCCUUGCAAAUUCGAUCAUGCCGCUCUAUUUAAAACAUUGCAAACCUUAACACUUGAUUAUCGAUUAAACGAUCCUUAUUGUUCUUUGGGAUGGUUUAGUCCUGGUCAGGUAUUUGUUUUGGAUGAAUAUUGCGCCAGGUACGGAGUGAGAGGUUGUUAUCGUCAUUUAUGUUAUCUAAGCGAUUUAUUGGACAGAGCCGAAAAGAGUAUCAUGAUUGAUCCAACUUUAAUUCACUUUAGUUUUGCCUUUUGCGCUAGUCACGUUCACGGUAACAGGCCGGAUGGCGUUGGUACCGUCACACACGAAGAAAAAGAAAAAUUUCAAGAAAUCAAAGACAGACUUCGAAUCUUGUUGGAAAAUCAAAUAACUAAUUUCCGAUAUUGUUUUCCAUUUGGACGACCCGAAGGUGCUUUGAAAGCUACCCUUUCCCUUCUGGAAAGAGUUUUGAUGAAGGAUAUCGUAACACCAAUACUACCGGAAGAAGUUAGAGGAAUGAUAAAGAAAAGUUUAGAAACUGCUGCUCUUGUUAAUUAUACAAGAUUAUCUGGAGAAGCUAAAAUAGAAGAGGAUCUUAACGGUGAAACGAUGGUAACCCCAAGUAAAAAAUUAGAAGAUCUCAUACAUUUGGCCGAAUUGUGCGUUGAUCUUUUACAACAAAAUGAAGAACAUUAUGCUGAAGCUUUUGCUUGGUUUAGUGAUCUUUUGGUCGAACAUGCUGAAAUAUUUUGGUCACUAUUUGCUGUUGAUAUGGAUCAGGUACUGGCUGAACAACCACCGGAUACCUGGGAUUCAUUUCCACUUUUUCAAAUAUUAAAUGAUUAUCUUCGAACUGACGACAAUUUAAAAAACGGUCGUUUUCAUCAGCAUUUAAGAGAUACUUUUGCACCUUUGGUUGUACGUUACGUCGAUCUUAUGGAAUCCUCAAUCGCACAAUCCAUUCAUAAAGGUUUCGAAAAGGAAAGAUGGGAAAUAAAAGGUAACGGUUGUGCGACAUCAGAGGAUUUAUUUUGGAAAUUGGAUGCCUUACAAUCUUUCAUACGUGAUCUUCAUUGGCCGGAUCUUGAAUUUCGUCAACAUUUUGAACAACGUUUAAAAUUAAUGGCCUGCGACAUGAUUGAAUCUUGCAUUCAAAGGACCGAUGCUGCUUUUCAACAAUGGUUGAAAAAAGGUGUUACUUUUAUAUCAACCGAUUAUAUAAUACCAUCUGAAAUGUGUGCCAUGGUUAAUGUUAUUCUAGAUGCAAAAAAUCAAUCGAUUAAACUUUGCGCCGUGGACGGUGUGGAUGUGCAUCAAUACCACACUAAAAUAGAUGACAUGAUUGAAAAAACAUCGACCGGUAUGACACAGGGGAUGAUUGCUAAACUCAUGUCUGUUUUAGAAGCUACCCUAUCAAAAUUAGGGAGAUACGAUGAGGGUUCGUUAAUUGGUUCGAUAUUGAGUUUUACGAAUGUUUCGGGUUCUGGAAAAGAUAUGGGCCAAGCCUAUGUCAACUUUACAAGAAAUUGUAUGGAUCAAAUAAGAAGUAAAGUUAACGACGAGUUAUGGAUACUUAAUUUUUUCGAGCAAUGGUACAUGGGUCAAAUUCAAAUAAUUUGCAAUUGGCUAACGGAAAGAAUCGAUCAUUCCCUUCAUUUGUAUCAAUGCACUUGCCUUGCCGUUAUCGUGAAAAAACUUUAUUCGGAUUUCGAAUUACAAGGUGUCAUGGAAGACAAAUUGAAUUCUAAAAUAUAUCAAACUGUUUCGCAAAGAAUGCAAACCGAAGAAGCCACUUGCGCUUUAUCGAUGCCUCACGGAGGAGGAGACGAAGAAAAACCGACGGUCACCAUACGGGAAACAUUGGGAACCGGUGAUGACGCAAACGUUGUUUCAAAAUUAACAAACGUGACGUCAAACGUUGUUGGAAAAGUUGGGAACAUGUUUGAAAAAGGCAUUGGAGGCCUUUCGACAAAAUUUACAGGAGGAAGUUGGUUCUAG
Messenger RNA from Pediculus humanus corporis (human body louse), 3927 nucleotides. Its product is annotated as calcium-dependent secretion activator, putative. Lineage: Eukaryota; Metazoa; Arthropoda; Insecta; Psocodea; Pediculidae. Bases 1 to 3927 code for a protein of 1308 amino acids. The transcript has 24 exons. Gene Ontology annotation, biological process: synaptic vesicle exocytosis; dense core granule exocytosis. The record is from RefSeq and is a predicted model, not a curated record.